Messenger RNA from Phragmites australis (common reed), 885 nucleotides. RefSeq lists its product as uncharacterized. The transcript is spliced from 2 exons. Lineage: Eukaryota; Viridiplantae; Streptophyta; Magnoliopsida; Poales; Poaceae. Bases 1 to 651 code for a protein of 216 amino acids. Gene Ontology annotation, molecular function: ATP hydrolysis activity; ATP binding. The record is from RefSeq and is a predicted model, not a curated record.
AUGAACGACCACAGCAUUGUGAACUGGCUCUACACCACCAUCUCCAAGGAGAUCCUCGUCAUCGUCGUCCAGCCGAACACCACCGCCUUCGUCGUCUGGACCGCGAUGGAGGACAUCAAUCACCCAAGACUGCAGACUCUCGCCGACACGCUCCGCGAUGUCGGGCAGCCCCGUCAGCGAGCCAAGACAGGUGUUGAACAUGCUGCGCGGCCAAAGCUCCAAGUUCCGCCACUCCAUACCCGUCCUUACCUCCAAGAUCCACUCCCCACCUUCCUCGCCGCGCGCUCCUACCUUCUGCAGGGCAUAACUCUGUCCGGGCUGCUCAACUUCAUCGACGGGCUGUGGUCGACGAGCGGCGAGGAGCGCAUCAUCAUCUUCACCACCAACUACAAGGACCACCUCGACCCGGCGCUGCUCCGGCCGGGACGCAUGGACAUGCACAUCUACAUGGGCUACUGCGGCUGGGAGGCGUUCAAGACGCUGGCCAGGAACUAUUUCCUCGUCGACGACCACGCGCUGUUCCCGGUGAUUCAAGAACUGCUCAUGGAGUUGGAGGUGACGCCGGCGGAGGUGUUGGAGAUGCUGCUGCGGAGCGAGGACUGUUCUUGCGGAGUUCCUCCAGGAGAAGAGACGGAGGACAAGGAAAGAUAGACAGCGAUGGGGACAGAGCAAACACGAUGCUGAUUAUUCUUGUCGACACAGCACACGAAGGACGUGUCAGACAGACAGUAAUCUUGUGUCUUCCCUCUUCAGUGUUGCUGUAUUAGCAUCUCUGGAGGAGAGUGAUUAGAGUUUCCUGAUGAUAAUAAACAACUACGCAGUAGGAAUAAUCAGGCCUUUUCCAAGGCUUAUUUCUCCAAAUACUGUGUUAAACCGAUCAGUCAU